ACAGACAGCUUACAAUGUGGAGGACUUGCGCGAUAUUCGCCAUCAUUGCCGCGUGCGUCGCGCUCCCCGCACAAGACACAGGCCCCACAAUAAACGACACGGAAAGCAUCACUGAUUGCCUUAAAAAAGAAUCAACAUCAUGUUUAAAAUACAAAUUCUUCUCGUACCUAGACAAAGUCAUCGGACAAAAGGAAACCUUCCCGUUAUCAGAUGGAGUCACAGUUGUAAGAGCUAAUGAUGCGCCAGUGGAUUUCGGAGCGCCAAGAUCAUUAGAUCCCGUUUCAAGAUUGAAAAGAUAUUUGGAAACUCACGCGAUUCGUGUUGAAGUCAAAGGUUCGGAUGUUAUCGAUGCGGUAUCCAGUGCGGGACGUGCCUUCGAAGAUACAGUGUCGAGUUUAACAGAAGAUAAUGAGGUCACGGAAGAAGGAAGAGGUAAGAAGAAGAAAGCUGCUAAAAUCUUCGGACCGUUGAUCGCCGCUGUGAUGUUGAAGAUGAUGGCUAUACUGCCAUUAGCGAUUGGAGCGAUUGCAUUGAUAGCAGGGAAGGCAUUGUUAAUAGGAAAACUGGCAUUAGUUCUCUCCGCAGUGAUAGGAUUGAAGAAAUUGCUAUCACAACAGAAGCACGUGACUUAUGAGGUGAUUGCUCAUCCACAUCAUACAUCCAGUCACACAUCAAGUCAUGAUUAUGGCGGUACAAGUGGCUACGGAGGUGAUACUGGUGGUUACAGUAGCGGUGGAGGUCAUGCAAGCGGAUGGGGACGUUCCAUUGAAUCGCAAAGCUUAGCAUAUUCCGCGCAAAAACCUCAAUAGCUCGCCCCAGUUCAAUGACCUCGUUCCCGUGACGAUUUCUCUACGUCCUCUCGAUGUUUAUUUAUUGUUUGUUGUGUGAAUGUGUUUUGAUACAGUUUAUUUAUUUUGACUGAUUAUUUAAGCUUUCAAUUAUUUGCCAUUGAUAGCAAAAGUCACUAUUCUCUUCUUGGUAUGCCUUAUAGGCAUUUUGUAAUUAUAUUUAUAGUAUAUUUUAUAUAUGUAGUAAUUUUAUGUAUUAUACGCCUAAGAUUAUGUACAAUUAUUUAGUAUCUUAAUUUAUGUAUAGCAAUAGUAGCGUUUAUAUGGUUUCCUUGACCUGUACUUGGCUUUAAUUUUUUAAUUACAAUUUAAGUAUAUAGAAGACUUAUUUAUUAUUAUGUACAGCUAAUUAUUUAUACAUUAUAUCUUAUAUACCUUUCCACGGGUUGUAUUUGCAAAGAUUUUCCUUUAGUAAUUAUUUUAUUGUAUUUUUGUUGCAUUGUUUAAUGUUAUUU
Messenger RNA from Papilio xuthus (Asian swallowtail), 1303 nucleotides. It is a transcript of the gene Osi7, whose product is annotated as osiris 7. The record is from RefSeq and is a predicted model, not a curated record. Lineage: Eukaryota; Metazoa; Arthropoda; Insecta; Lepidoptera; Papilionidae. The transcript has a single exon. Gene Ontology annotation, cellular component: membrane. Bases 15 to 809 code for a protein of 264 amino acids.